UUGUUCAUGGCGGCCGCGGUCUGCGGGCCGUGUCGGGUGGACCCCGGCCGCGGCUGGGGUCGGGCUGCGUCCCCGAGCCCGGGACGUGCCUUCAGCUCGCCCUUGCUGCUGCGCCCCCCCGCUGUGCUCCUCCCUCCGGGGCAGUGCUUGUGCAAUUGAACACAACAAAAGUAUGGAUAUGGGAAACCAACAUCCUUCCAUUACUAGACUGCAGGAAAUUCAAAAGGAAGUGAAAAGUAUAGAACAACAGGUAAUCAGCUUCAGUGGUCUGUCAAGUGACAAGAAUUACAAGAAACUGGAGAGGAUUCUAACGAAACAACUUUUUGAGAUAGACUCUGUAGAUACAGAGGGAAAAGGAGACAUUCAGCAAGCCAGGAAGAGGGCGGCACAGGAGACAGAGCACCUUCUCAAAGAGCUGGAGCAGAACGCAAAUCACCCACACCGCCUCGAAAUACAGAACAUCUUCCAGGAGGCCCAGGCGCUCGUGAAGGAGAAGAUUGUGCCCUUUUACAGCGGAGGCAGCUGCAUAACUGAUGAAAUCGAGGAGGGCAUCCAGGAUAUCAUUCUGAGGCUGACACAUGUUAAAACAGGGGGGAAGAUCUCUUUGCGCAAAGCACGGUAUCACACUCUCACCAAGAUCUGUGCUGUGCAGGAGAUUGUGGAAGACUGCAUGAAAAAGCAGCCUUCCCUGCCGCUUUCUGAGGACACACAUCCCUCUGUCGCCAAGAUCAACUCCGUGAUGUGUGAGGUGAACAAGGCCAGAGGGGUCGUCGUGGCGCUGCUGAUGGGUGUGGACAGCAGUGAGACCUGCAGGCACCUGUCGUGCGUGCUCUCGGGGCUGCUUGCUGACCUGGAUGCUCUAGACGUGUGUGGCCACACAGAGAUCAGAAACUAUCGGAGGGAGGUAGUGGAAGACAUCAACAAGUUACUGAAGUAUUUGGAUUUAGACGAGGAAGCUGAUACGACUCACGCGUUUGACCUGAGACAGAACCAUUCCAUUUUGAAAAUAGAAAAGGUCCUCAAGAGGAUGAGAGAAAUAAAAAAGGAAUUUCUUCAAGCUCAGAACCCUCCCGAAUUGUACCUGAGCUCCAAGACAGAACUGCAGGCUUUGAUUGGACAGCUGGAUGAGGUGAGUCUGGAAAGAAACCCCUGCAUCCGGGAAGCCAGGAGAAGAGCCGUGAUCGAAGUGCAGACCCUGAUCACGCACAUCGACCUGAAGGAGGCCUUGGAGAAAAGGAAGCAGUUCACCUGCGAGGAGCACCCGUCCCACAAGGCCGUCUGGGAGGUUCUGGGAAGCCUGUCGGAGAUCCAGGGAGAAGUCCUCUCAUUUGACGGCAAUCGAACCGAUAAGAACUACAUCCGGCUGGAGGAGCUGCUGACCAAGCAGCUGCUGGCCCUGGACGCCGUGGACCCGCAGGGCGAGGAGAGGUGUAAGGCUGCCCGGAAACAGGCCGUGAAGCUGGCCCAGAACAUCCUCAGCUAUCUCGACCUGAAAUCCGACGAGUGGGAGUACUGACGGGCAGAGCGCUCGCUUUGUCUCUCUCGCUUCACACGUGGUUGUCCUUCUAUGUAUUCAUGGAGCGCUUGCAGCUCGUGGAGCCUAAAUGUGAUUUAUACGUGCAUAUUUCAGUCUCAGUAUUUAUGACUUACGCAAAUUAUAUUCAGGAUCUCUGCUGCUUUUGAUGUUGCAAAACAAAUAUUAUUACAGCUCAUGAACCUUUCCAUUUGGAUCAUCCA
Messenger RNA from Chinchilla lanigera (long-tailed chinchilla), 1737 nucleotides. RefSeq names its product BCL2-associated athanogene 5 (gene Bag5). Gene Ontology annotation, biological process: protein stabilization; regulation of inclusion body assembly; negative regulation of protein ubiquitination. Gene Ontology annotation, molecular function: adenyl-nucleotide exchange factor activity; protein-folding chaperone binding. The record is from RefSeq and is a predicted model, not a curated record. Lineage: Eukaryota; Metazoa; Chordata; Mammalia; Rodentia; Chinchillidae. The transcript has 2 exons. The coding region runs from base 173 to 1516 and encodes 447 amino acids. Gene Ontology annotation, cellular component: membrane; cytoplasm; cytosol.